Dibothriocephalus latus is the source of this 339-nucleotide messenger RNA. Lineage: Eukaryota; Metazoa; Platyhelminthes; Cestoda; Diphyllobothriidea; Diphyllobothriidae. The record is from the annotation of a GenBank genome assembly.
AUGCGUAUCGCCACAGAGGAAGCGCGAAUACAUCUCCAGGCGUCCCAGAGGCGUCAAAAAGAUCACUACGACCGGUUGGCCCUUGGAAGUCCCUACGAAGUAGGUGAUGUCGUUUGGCUUCGGAAUUAUUCUGUUGCCCAGGGAAUGCCGUCUAAUUUCGUAGUUGAUGAGUGCGGCCCAUAUACCGUUACCCGAGUUAUUUCGGAUACUACGUGCGUUAUCCAGGGACACGAACGUCCUUUCAGCCCCGAGUUCACGGUACACUUCAACCGUCUCAAGCUGGGCGGCCGCCCCGCCGAACCAGAUAAUAACUCAGCACCCCCACGCGAUGAGGUAUGA